AUGAACAAGAAUAAUUCAUUAGAGAGACACCUUCUCACCCGAUGCUUUUCUUCAGAUGCAAAGAUUGAAGAGCUUCUUUCAACCCGAUAUUCAAAUCUGGGAGAUCAGAAACCUGUGUUGGUGUUGAUGCCAACGGGAAGAGAGAAUGCAAAAGAAAAGUCAUUAUUCCACAGCGAAAGGAAAAACGGAUUCGGUGAUAAUGUUAACAAGGAAAGAAUAAUUUCUACUAGGCAACAGUUGAAAUUAUACGUGAAAGAGACCACGAAGCGCCAAAAAAGGUUAAUAAAAAAACUACAACUGUAUAGUAGAACGAAGACAGAUAAAUCAAAGCCAUUUCCUAUAGAGCUGUUAAUUAAACAUUAUUCUAUUCCCAAGUUUGAGGACUUUAUAGGUUUAAACACCUUAUGGCAGAAAUAUAUGCAAGAUUUGUUGUUUUCUAAUGACAAGAUACCCAAUUUAACGACAUUGCUUCCGAAGCUUGCCAGUGCUGAUUUUGUCGGCUGUAUGUUAACUGUGAUUCGAUCUGCAAACAAUAAUUUGGUAGGAACCAGAGGCAUAGUAAUAUGGGAUGCUCAACAUUCGUUUAUUCUAUGUGUCCCUAGGAUGGAGGACUCUAAAGAAUGGAAAGAAAAAUCAUCGUCUUACUCGCCGUCAGAACAAGUAGGUGGAUUAAAAAUUAUCCCAAAGAGUAAGUGUUUUUUUUCAUUCGAGGUCAUUUUACCAAGCAGCGGAGAAGAUUCAUCUGCGUCAACAGACGAAGAGUGCAUCGGUUUCACAAUUAUAGGUUCCAGAUUCGAAUUAAGAUCAAUCGAUAGAUCUGGUAGGAAAUUUAAAAAUCAUAAGGUAGAGGACAUUAUAUAG
Molecule: messenger RNA, 861 nt
Organism: Priceomyces carsonii
Lineage: Eukaryota; Fungi; Ascomycota; Pichiomycetes; Serinales; Debaryomycetaceae
Gene: POP4
Product: RNase P/RNase MRP complex subunit
Exons: 1
Coding region: 1-861 (286 amino acids)
Biological process (GO): rRNA processing; tRNA 5'-leader removal
Cellular component (GO): ribonuclease MRP complex; ribonuclease P complex
Molecular function (GO): ribonuclease P RNA binding
Source: RefSeq, a predicted model, not a curated record